CCGGGCUUGAUCGCCAACUUUCCGCAAGACCAGUUUUGUCCUCAGCCCUUCUUUGCUGUAAUAGAUAUUCUAGUCCCCUAAUAUCUCCCUCUUACCCUACGUGAACUGGUAGAGGGUCGGGAAAUCCCAAACACAGCAUGUACCUUGGGUGUAAACUGAAGAGCUAAUGGAAUGUCUACAACAACCACCUCUCCCUCCUCCGGCCACAUGCCCUCCAACGGAGCGGCGGAUCUCGAUCCCCUCGACGCAGCGGACUACGAUCCAAUUGACCACCUAAAUGCUAUCUUCUCCCAUCCCUCCACGCUGUCCUCCGUCUCCCACGUUUCUCAGUCCCUCCUAGACUACGAAGAUGAGCUGGACGACGAGAUCGGCGCGCUGGUGGAGGAACAAGUCACAUCGAAUGCGGAAAGUGUCGAGCGCAUACAGGCUGCCCAGGCAGAUUUGACGGAAUUAUUCAAGAAGAUUGAUGAUGUGCGCGACCGCGCGUCCAAGACGGAGCUGGCCAUCACCGAGAUGACGGCGGACAUCAAGCAGCUGGACAAUGCAAAGAAGAACCUCACGCAAUCCAUGACAGCCCUGAAGAGGCUACAGAUGCUGACGACGGCAUACGAUCAGCUCCGUGUCCUCGGUAAGACACGGCAGUACCGGGACUGUGCCCAAUUACUGCAGGCGGUUAUUCAGCUGAUGGCGCACUUUAAGUCGUACCGAUCCAUUGAUCAGAUCGCUCUUCUCAGCAGAAAUGUAGCAGAUAUACAACGAGAGCUGUUGGAACAGGUCUGUGAAGACUUCGAGUUGGCGUUUGCUAAGGGCGAAGUGGGACAAAAGAGGGUCGUACUUUCGGAGGGCUGUCUCGUAAUGGACGCCUUGGGGGAGCAUGCCAAGUCCAGGCUGGUGACCUGGUAUUGCAAUUUCCAGCUACGGGAGUAUCGACAGGUUUUCAGGAACAACGAGGAGGCGGGGUCCUUAGAUAACAUCUCGCGGAGGUAUUCAUGGUUCCGUCGUAUACUGAAGAUAUACGAUGAGGAAUACGCUGCAAUAUGGCCGACGUCUUGGAGGGUUGAUGAGAUAUUGGCAAACAUAUUUUGUGAAGGAACUCGAGAAGAUUUCAAGGGCAUUCUUUCCCGGUCAGUGCGAAAUGGGCAGACGAUCGAUGUCAACCUAUUACUUUCAUGCCUGCAGGAGACUCUUGAUUUUGAGCAUACUUUGGAGCGGCGGUUUGUCAAUCCAUCCCGCCCGUCCACCGACACGUUCACCUCGGCUGAAGCGCCAGUCUUUGGCCAGGCCAUUUCAGAGGCCUUUGAGCCUUAUCUAAGCGUAUGGGUUGAAGCUCAAGAUAAGCAGUUGGCUACCCUUAUACCGAAAUAUCGGCAGCAACCUAUCAGGCCACCAGAUGAGGAGUUCGAUUCUAAUAUUGUUAUAGCGUCCUCUACGGAGCUCUUUACGUUCUACAGGCUCUCUCUACAACAAUGUGCGAAACUCUCGACCGGCGGGAGCCUUGCCGACUUGGCCAAAGUCUUCGCAAAGUAUCUCGAUCAGUAUGCCCAACAAGUCCUCUUAUACUAUAUCAGUGAGAGGCCCACCGGCACUACUCCAUCCAAGGUGCCAUCUCUGGAGGACCUCAUAUCGGUUCUCAACACUGCAGAUUACUGCUACACCACCUGCAAUCAACUUGAGGAAAAAAUCAAAGGCAGGCUCGACAAAAGCCUGAAACAGUCGGUUGACUUGCAAAGCCAGGCAGAUUCAUUUAUGGGCAUUGCGUCUGCUGCUGUUCGGUGUCUUGUGCGAAUGGUCGAGGUCGAGUUAGAGCCCUCGUGGCGAGAAAUGCGCAAUACACCUUGGAACCGGCUUGAGAGUGUUAGCGAUCAGAGCACGUACGUCAGUGAACUCAUGACCAAGCUGAACGCCAAGUCCUCCGAGAUCCUGCAGUUGCUGCAUAAACAACAGUACGCUCGAGCUUUCGCAGAUCACGUCGUAGAGCUGAUAUCAAACGUAUUUGUUUCGAAUAUCUUCCAAUGUAAGCCAGUCUCGGAGACCGGAGCGGAGCAAAUGCUCCUGGACGGAUAUACACUCAAAACCGGCCUCUCAUCUCUUCUACCAGCUCCCGCUCCAGCAAGCUUCGUUAAGCGUGUCAACAACAGCUUCAUGAAGAUCGAGACUCUCCUCAAGACCCUCCAAGUCCAACCAUCGCCUCCAGAGGCACUAGUGCAAGCAUACUUGAUCCACAUCAAGGACAGCAGCAACACGAAUUUCCGCAAGAUCCUCGAACUCAAAGGAAUCCGCAGUCGACAAGAGCAAAACCAGCUCGUGGAACUCUUCCAAAUCCACCGUGCAUCAGACCGUCACGCACCGAACCUUCAGCAAAGCAAUCCCAUCCUCACAGCCUUUCAAACCACCCCCGCCUCCUCUUCAAACCAAGGGCUAGGACUCGGAACCGCCGCAGCCUCAAUCGGCGCUUCCAACCUUCCCACUCGCUUCGACCCAUCCAUGUUGGGGUCUGCCAUUAUCUCAGCCGCCAAAGAUGGUGUCGACCGAUUCGGAACUCCUAUGUCCUCAACUGGAAAUCCCGGCGCCGGUGGAGCCCCAGGAUCGACAUCCACCACCCCCAUAUCACCUGGACCAUUCGCACAACUACAGAGCACCGCCGAGAACGCUACUGCAGGCAACCUGAACGAGAACCUGAAAAAUAUUGGCAAGUUCUUCCGUCGGGACCUGGGUGGGUUCGGUGGUCGGUUUGGGAGGAGUGGUGAUGACGGUAACUGAAGCACGGCUAAUUUCGCGUAUUCACUUCAUGUCAGAUAGUUUUGGCGUCUUCUUGCUUGCCGAGUAUACCACUUUACUUUUCUUUACUACCACAGAUACAUAUUUUGCGGUCAUAUUUGCAAUUGCAACAGACAGACGGGUGCAUUGUAUGUACGGAAUGUUUAGAUCAAUUGUUUCAUACCACAAAUGAUGCUAUAUAAGUGUCUGAAUAAGAAUCCAUAACCCCUGCACGAGCCUUACCUAGCAGUUUAUUUCAUCUGAGACAGUAAACAUCCAAAUCCAGAGACUGGACCCUCGUGCAGAAACACCGUGGUACUACGAAUCCAACUCGAGACAUACUACUACACAUCACAUGCAUAUGAAUGAUCUGUAAUCACAGUUAGCAAUCCAUGUUGCUGUAAGGUGUGUGAAAUGAACAAGAGAGAAGAGAGGCGAGUCAGCAAAAAAUUAGAGUGUUUGUUGUUGCUAGUUUUUGA
Molecule: messenger RNA, 3236 nt
Organism: Aspergillus caelatus
Lineage: Eukaryota; Fungi; Ascomycota; Eurotiomycetes; Eurotiales; Aspergillaceae
Product: putative GARP complex subunit Vps53
Exons: 3
Coding region: 172-2760 (862 amino acids)
Biological process (GO): retrograde transport, endosome to Golgi
Cellular component (GO): GARP complex
Source: RefSeq, a predicted model, not a curated record